Molecule: messenger RNA, 651 nt
Organism: Hibiscus syriacus
Lineage: Eukaryota; Viridiplantae; Streptophyta; Magnoliopsida; Malvales; Malvaceae
Exons: 2
Coding region: 62-634 (190 amino acids)
Biological process (GO): microtubule-based process
Cellular component (GO): dynein complex
Molecular function (GO): dynein intermediate chain binding; dynein light intermediate chain binding
Source: RefSeq, a predicted model, not a curated record
UUGACUUCAUAGACUAAUACAAUAUUAUUAGAAUAAGACACAGUGAGAGAGAGAGAAAUUAAUGGCUUCCAGAGAGAAAAAGCAGAAGAAACUAAUAAGUGGUUUCUUUAGCAAUUUUUAUAGGUCAAGUACACGAAGUCAGAAGCCAAAACCCGAGCCUUCUGUAGCGGCAAAUAACAAGCCUGUUUCACCGAGUUUGUUGUUGAAGAAACUAGAAAAUGGCCAAACUGUAGACAGGGGUGGCCAGAAGGGAAUCGAAAAAGAAGGUAUCGAAGGAGGAAAGGUGGUUGUUGAAGGAAGAAAGUCAGUAUCCCACGUCGAGACGAAUCUGUUAUCAGUGAUCUCGUUUCUUCAGGUGAAAGUUUUGGUUUCCGACAUGCCCGGGUUCAUGCAAGUGCAUGCCUUCCGCUCUGCCAGAAGAACAUACGAUAGUUUGGAGAAGUUUAGCUCCAGGCACAUGGCUUAUAACAUCAAGAAGGAGUUUGAUAAAGUUUAUGGACCGACCUGGCAUUGUAUCGUGGGAUCAAAUUUCGGCUCAUUUGUUACACACUCAACGGGUUGCUUCCUUUAUUUCUCAAUGGAGAAACUGUACAUUUUAAUAUUCAAAACUAAAGUUCGUAGGGUUGCGAAUUAGACAAUUGAAGGCUACUA